UCCUGUUCUACUCCUAUGAUAGAAAGGUCCUCACGUCUUUCUUUUCUCAUACUUUUCUCCCGUAUUAAUAAAAAAGACUUUAAUCACGCGACCACGAAAAAUUCUCUUCUGUGCUGCUGCAUCGAUCUCUUCCGCCUGAAUUCAUCGGAUAUUCUGCGACGAAAUCAGAGGAAUCAGGCCCGAGCUCUCUACGCUUCUUGCAGCCGGCAUCUGAAGGAAGGUGUCUUUAAUCACGCGACCACGAAAAACCCUCUUCUGUGCUGCUGCAUCGAUCUCUUCCACCUGAAUUCAUCGGAUAUUCUGCGACGAAAUCAGAGGAUUCGGGCCCGAGCUCCCUACGCUUCUUGCAGCCGGCAUCUGAAGGAAGGUGGUACAUUAUGUGUAGCGGUAGCUGGUGCCGGGUUCGUGUGGAUGGCACCCCUCAUGGUCACACUAAUCAGCGAUGACAGCCCUGUCCCGAUGUCGACGGCGGACAGUUCCUGGCUCUCCUCGUCGAUCGAGAUCGGACAGAUCGUCGCCACGAUGCCCUGCGGCGUCCUCGCUGACAAAAUCGGAAGAAAGUAUGUGAUUCUUAGCGGUGGACCGCUGAGCUUGAUGGCAUGGCUUCUUAUCCUGACCACCAAAUCCAUCGGAGUUCUUUACGCCGUCCGUGCGUUACAGGGAGUGGUCUCCGCGAUAGCAUUCACAAUCGUACCGAUGUACUUGGUCGAGAUCUCCGAGCCGUUGGUACGCGGUAUGUUCGCCGGUCAACUGAAGGUCCUGUGGUACGUCGGAACGCUUUACGCCUAUUCGACCGGGCCGUACUUAUCGUACGAUAAUUAUGCCAUGGUGUGCUCAAUCCUCUCAUUUUUAUUCCUCCUGUUUUUUUCGUUCAUGCCGGAGUCUCCGUAUUACCUCUUCAUGACCGGAAGAAACGUCGAGGCGCAGAAAUCUCUGGAAUGGCUUCGCGGUGGACGGACGGAUUUCACUCUGGAACUGAAAAACAUCAAGCACAGCGUCGAGAAAGACAUGAGCCGCAAAGCCACCUGGAAAGACCUAUUCGCCACGCGGAAAGAUGUCUACGUCUUCUUUCUCGUCCAAGUCGUCUGCCUCGUCAAAAUGUUCAACGGUCUAUCCGCGAUAGUGCUAUACGCGACACAGACUUUCCAAGAAGAAUUUAAUGGAUAUUUUAGCAGCGGGAGUUUGACUAUUUUUUUCGGCUUGACUCUUUUAGCUACAUCCUUCGUCGCUUCUUUUCUAGCUGACAAGGUCGGCAGAAGACCGUUACUCAUAAUGUCCUCGGCUGGAUCCGCGCUAUGUCAUCUGAUAACUACUAUCAUCUGCUACCUCGACCGAGGUACGGACGUCGACGUUUCUUCCGUUAAGUGGAUUUCCUAUCUGUCCAUUAUAGGUUUCUGCAUCGUUUCAAACAUCGGGCUCGGGCCUUUGGUUCCGACCAUCCAGGCCGAGUAUUUCCCGUCGCACACGAGAGCCAUCGGUUCAGGACUUACUGAAGUGGUCGCUUGCGCAGCGGGCUUUAUAUCAAUCAAGCAGUAUCAAAUCGUCAACGACUAUUUCGGCGUUUACAUGAACUUCUUUUUGUUUUUCAUCGUCUCAUUCCUCGGGACGAUCCUUUUGUAUAAAGUGAUUCCAGAAACGGCUGGAAAAAGCCUGGGUCAAAUCCAGUCAUCAUUUAACAGGAAAAUCGAUGAAUCUAGCCUGUAAUUUUUGAAAUUAUAAUAAGAACAAUUGUGGCUAGUCAUUACUGAAUAAGUUAAGACAUAAUUUAAGUUUAUUAGUAUUUUUAUAUCAAAUGUAUUAUUUGUCUUUCGAAAGAUUUUUAAUAUAUAAAAGACUAACAUUAUUCAAAAUUCAGUAAUUUAAUUUACCUUAAUUAUUAAUUUUUAGAGAAUUGAUAGCACUAUACUUGUUCUUCAACAUGAACAGCCCUCACAAGUAAACCGUCGAAUGCUGAUGCAAUAUCUAUACAUCUGGCCAAAUUGGUGUCAAAUCGAGUUUAGACAUUUGCCAAUAUAAAUUCUAAAUUCAAUCUCAGUGCUCCCAAAACCUAAGAAACCAAAUCACCUUCCUAGCUCCUACCAACACAUCAGUCUUUUGCCCAUUAUUGGUAAAAUACUGGAAAAGCUCCUAUUAAUCCGCUUGUCCAAGGAAAUUCAUCCAAACACAUUUCCCCAUCACCAAUUCGGCUUUCGGAGUUGCUACUCAAUUAUACAACAAGCGCAUCGAAUAAUUUACGUUAUUUCCACAUCCCUUGAACUAAAACACUAUUGCCCGGGUGUGUUCUUGGAUGUACACCAGGCCUUUGACCGAGUAUUGCACUCUGGGCUGCUGGGGAAGCUCAAGACAUCCUACCAGCAACCUAUUACCUUAUCCUAAAAUCUUAACGAUCAUUACAUCCAAGUACAGAAAUGCAUUGUCUCCUAUCCAUCAUAUUCUAGCAGCUGUCCCACAGGGCAGUGCUCGCUCCUUUCCUUUACUCAAUUUAUACCUCCGACUUACCUACGCAAUCUAACACUAUCAUCUUCAUCUUUGCCGAUGAUACCGCAACCUUUUGUCCUGAUAAGGAUACUGUCACAGCUCCCCGUAAUCUCCAAAAUCACUUUCACAUCUUUGAAUGCUGACUCCUAUAGUGGAGAAUCAAUAUCAACGAAACCAAAUCAACAAUCUUUAUCCUAAACAAAAAAAAAA
Molecule: messenger RNA, 2688 nt
Organism: Cimex lectularius (bed bug)
Lineage: Eukaryota; Metazoa; Arthropoda; Insecta; Hemiptera; Cimicidae
Product: facilitated trehalose transporter Tret1-like
Exons: 4
Coding region: 16-1704 (562 amino acids)
Biological process (GO): transmembrane transport
Cellular component (GO): membrane
Molecular function (GO): transmembrane transporter activity
Source: RefSeq, a predicted model, not a curated record